AACUUUUGACUGUCAAACUUUGCACCACUGUUCCUGCACCAGAGGUUAACAGGCCUCCAAAAUGCACAUUUUAAAUCGUCCCUAGACAGCCUUUUGCACAGUUUUGCAUGUUCAUCACUACAACUUUCUCUCGAUAGCAUGGGUCCAAAAAAGAGAGGAGCGAAGAGGAGGAAAACCGAGGGAGGAGAAGAGGAGGAAGAGGGUGCUGAAGAGAAGGAGGCUGAGGAGAGAGGAGACAUUAAGAGGAAGGACCGUGGGAAUAAGAAAUACAUUGGAGCUCAUGUUGGCAUUCAAGGAGGGAUCUGGAAAGCGGUGGGGUCCUGCACAGAGAUGGGGGGCAGCAGUUUUGCCUUGUUUCUGGGCUCCCAGCGCUCCUGGAAGAGGCCUGCACUGGAUCACGCAGCUGCAGACAAAUUUCGGGAGCAAUGUUGCAUACAGGAGUACGACCCGGCUCACAUCCUGCCUCAUGGGUCUUACCUAAUGAACUGUGGAUCUCCUAAAGAGGAUGUGUUUGAGAAGAGCCAGGCCCUGCUCGUGGAUGAGCUCAGCCGCUGCAGCCUCCUGGGCCUCACCCUCUACAACUUCCACCCCGGCUCCUCCCUGGGCUCCAUCACCACUGAGCAGUGUGUGGAGAAGAUAGCAGGAGCCAUUAACCACGCUCACCAGCAGACACCCGCUGUAGUUACAGUGUUGGAGAACAUGAGCGGUCAGGGCAGCACGGUGGGCGGAACGUUCUCCGAGCUGAAGAGCAUCAUAGACAAAGUGAGAGACCAGACCAGAGUCGGAGUGUGUCUGGAUACCUGCCACGCCUUUGCAGCAGGAUACGACGUGGCUGCAGAGGGAGGAGUGAAGGCCACGCUGGAUGAGUUUGAUCAGGAAGUGGGGCUCGGAUACCUUAAAGCCGUCCAUCUCAAUGACUCUAAAGGUAAACUUGGCUGCAACCUCGAUCGCCAUGAAGACAUCGGCAAAGGUCACAUCGGAAUCUCUGCUUUCCGAGACAUCGUCAACGAGCCCAGACUGGACAACAUCCCUCUGAUACUGGAGACUCCUGGACGGCCGGGAUUCGAGUACGCCGAGCAGAUCGAACUUCUCUAUUCCCUCUGUGAGAAAAAAUAGUGAGCACUGUCAUUGUUAAGUUGGUGCCGCUAAACUAAACUCUGCAAAAACCCCACAGCGCACGAGAGAAUUUGUCAAGGGCCAAAGUGGAUGACGGUGGAGCUUUUUUUGUUUGUUGAUCACUGUGUGAACCGUUCUGAACUCGAGUGAAAUAAAUGUGUUGUUGAAAGUUUA
Molecule: messenger RNA, 1290 nt
Organism: Plectropomus leopardus (leopard coralgrouper)
Lineage: Eukaryota; Metazoa; Chordata; Actinopteri; Perciformes; Serranidae
Source: RefSeq, a predicted model, not a curated record